CUCAGCUCGUACUUCCGGUGAGCCGAGCUUGAAGCUCCGGUACCAGAUCCUUCCUCCAGUGCCUAAAGUCUGACAAGUUGAGUUGUUAGAGCUUGGCCCAGGGAAAUUAUGUCAGGUCAUUCCAGAUCUUGUGCAAAGGCCUGAUGUCAGCAUUGAAUCCUCAAGCGUUGGUGGCAGUAGCUCAGAAGACCCUGGGUGUGGGGAAAAGAAGGGGUCCACCUCGAGCAGUUUGCCUACACCUAGCUGGAGAGGUCAGAGCUGUGGCCAGGGGGCUGAAGCCAGCAGUCCUGUAUGAUUGCAAUGCUGCCGGGGCUGACCAAGUUCAGAGAUAUGUGGGAGAGCUCCAGAGGCUGGGCCUCUUGCCCCAGGCACUGCAUAUUUUGGAGUUGGGGGAAAACAUCCUGAUUGUCAGUCCUGGGCAAGUGUGUCAGCAUAUACAGCAGGUGCUGUGCAGCCCUGUGACCUUCGUGGAUAUUUCAAGUUUCAGAUCUCACCCAACCCUCUGCCUACUUGGUGAGCUUGGAGAUUUGAAGGACCACUUGGCUGAAAUCAUGACCCACCUACAGAGCCUGGAGGGGAAUUGCCUUUUGCCCGUCUCCCGAAGUGAGUUCUCUUCUGCUGGCUGGAAUCUUUGCACAGUGUUUGGGAUUCUCCUGGGCUAUCCUGUCCCCUAUUUUUUCCACCCAUCUCAAGGGGACAGCAAUUGCUUGGCCCUGAUCCCACUGCGUGUGUUUACUGCUCGAACUUCAUGCUGCUGGCUCACAGGCCUCCCCCAGAUUCAGCUGUAUUCUUUCAGUGUCCCAGAGAGCUUGUACCCAGCCCUGAAAAACAUCCUAGACAUGUGGGAGGAGGACCUCAGGGCUCGGUGUGGGGCUCAGGGUGAUUUUGCUGACAUUACCAUUUCCACUGAAGUUGUCACAUUGCCUUCGGUGGUACUGUGAUUCUGGUCUCCUUCUACCUGCUGGGCACUCAGUGAAUGGUGAUGAUUAGCUGUGUGAUCAUAGGCAAGUCCCUUACUAUCUCUGAACGUGAGUCCUUAUCUGUGAACUGGGAGUAGCAAUACUUACACUGCCUACUUCACAAAGUGGUUGUGAGGAAAAAUGUGGUGUUAUAAUUAUGAAGUGUGGUCAUUCUGAUAGGGCCGGGCUGCGAUGGCUGGCACUGAGUCCUUUCUCUGGUAUCUUGUUUCUUGUCCAAUAGGUGGUGGGGAGUGGGUUAUAUCUUCUGGGGAGAACAGUUUUGCUCUUUUUUUAUAGUAACAUUGCAAAUAACACAUUAUAAUUUCUACCCAUUGUUUGCUUUUUGGUGUGACCUCUGGGGC
Molecule: messenger RNA, 1321 nt
Organism: Trichosurus vulpecula (common brushtail)
Lineage: Eukaryota; Metazoa; Chordata; Mammalia; Diprotodontia; Phalangeridae
Gene: C4H1orf74
Product: chromosome 4 C1orf74 homolog
Exons: 2
Coding region: 144-941 (265 amino acids)
Source: RefSeq, a predicted model, not a curated record